CUAUUAAAUAGUAAAUUGGACAAAAAAAAACUUACCAUAUGUUUACCUUUUCUAGUGGGAUAUUCAACUGUUGCUAUUAACCAUGUCAUUGAUUUCAAAGAAAAGAAACAGGAGAUUGUCAAACCAAUAUCUCCUUCAGAACUGUUUCCAUCUUUGCCUAUUGUACAGGGAAAAUCCAAACCAAUUAAAAUUGUAACCAGACUAACACUUGUAGUUUCUGAUCCUUCUCACUGCAAUGUAUUGAGAUCAACAUCUACAAAUAUAAGAUUGUAUGACAUCAUAGCAGUGUUUCCAAAGACAGAGAAACUGUUUCACGUCGCUUGCACAAAUCUAGAUGUGGAUCUGAUAUGCAUAAAUGUAACAGAAAAGCUGCCAUUCUACUUCCGAAGACCCCCUGUUAACAUGGCAAUAGAUCGCGGUGUUUACUUUGAACUUCUUUACACCCCUGCCAUCAAAGACUCCACAAUGAGAAGAUACACAAUUUCAAAUGCUCUGAGUCUGAUGCAGAUCUGCAAAGGAAAGAACAUAAUUAUAUCUAGUGCAGCUGAAAGGCCAUUAGAACUUCGAGGUCCUUAUGAUGUGGCUAAUCUAGGUUUGUUGUUUGGCCUGUCUGAAAGUGACGCCAAGGCAGCUAUUUCUACCAACUGCAGAGCAGUCCUUCUUCAUGGAGAAACCAGAAAGACUGCUUUUGGGGUGGUGUACACCAAGAAAACCCCCCGAGCUUCGGAGGAGGAAGGCGUUCUCCCAGUCCGCAAGAAAGCCAAGACUGAAGUAUGAGGAUCAAACCCCAACUUCUCAGCUUCCAUAAAGUCCUUUCCUCCCAUGCUACCCAC
Terrapene triunguis (Three-toed box turtle) is the source of this 833-nucleotide messenger RNA. It is a transcript of the gene RPP30, whose product is annotated as ribonuclease P/MRP subunit p30. Gene Ontology annotation, biological process: tRNA processing. The transcript has 10 exons. NCBI's taxonomy places the organism in Eukaryota, Metazoa, Chordata, Testudines, Emydidae. The record is from RefSeq and is a predicted model, not a curated record. The annotation marks the transcript as partial. Gene Ontology annotation, molecular function: RNA binding. Gene Ontology annotation, cellular component: nucleolar ribonuclease P complex.